GUCUUGGAUACUUUCGACCUCCUCGAACAGUGCUUUGCCCUGGGGGAAGCGUUCGCCCCACAUUUGUGCUUCCAGUACGAAAGGGCAUUAUUGGCGGGGGCUUCCGUCAUAGUCUUCGUGGACAGUUUGCUGCUGUUGUUGGCGGUGUGCAAGGGCUCCAGCAAAGUCGUGGACUUCGGGGGGCUCGUGCACGCCAUCCAUCUGCUCACGGCGUCGCUCCGGCUGUUGGCGUGGUGGGAACACGUGGACAGCGCCGCGAUUAUUGCGGACGGCGGGAGCCGCUGCGGCAAUGCUGGCCGGGUGGCCAGGAGGCUCGGCAUCCGUCUCAAGACCGUGGAGUUUCCGCCUCGGCUGGCCGAUAUGCGCCAGGUCCCGGCAAAUACUCUGCUUGGGUAUCUGGAGUCGGGGUUCGAUGGACAAGGCGUAAGGUGCUGA
This is a messenger RNA of Prorocentrum cordatum, 435 nucleotides long. NCBI's taxonomy places the organism in Eukaryota, Dinophyceae, Prorocentrales, Prorocentraceae. The record is from the annotation of a GenBank genome assembly.